ACUGCCCAGCGGCAGAGGACCAGAUGGAACGGUUCCCCUGCCCCUCCCCGGACAGGAUGGGUCGCUACCGGUGUAUCGAUGACCAUGUUCUCUGCGACGGGUUCAUUGAUUGCCCAGACGGCGAGGACGAGGAUAGGCAACAGUGUAUGUUCUACAAAACUACGAAAGCGCACCUGGAUGUUCUUGCAGACGCCAUCAUUAGGUGGGCGCGAGGAGGGAAAUGAUCACGGUGAGGCCUCUGAGCCUACAUCACCUACACCACCACCACUACCUUCCCAUCUUCCCUCCCCCAAUCCCCCCCUCCUCCACUCUACUUCUCCCUCUCCUCCCUCCCCCCAAUCCUAAUUCACCUCCUACUCCGACUCUUAACCCCUUCUGAGACUCCUCCUCCUUCCAGACCCUCCCACUCCACGCAAUAGCCGCCUGUCGACCCAGCCUCUGUCUCCACCUACACGCCUCCUCAACCCAUAUUCCUCCUCCUCCUCCUCAACCUCCUCCUCCUCCUCCUCCUCCUCCUCCAGAAUGACAUCAAGGGCGCCUCGUUCAACAUCCACUACACACGGGGCGAUAACCGUAAUCUCGUCUCGAAACCUCAAGUCUCGUCACUGUGUUUUUAUUAGACUCCUCGCUGAGUGUGUGUGAUGUGACGCGCCGGCAACAACGACAGCAUCCACCCCCGAUUUCGAAAGAAGAAGAAGAAGAAGAAAAAGAAGAAGAUGCGGAUGAGUAACCGAAAGGCAACAGCGCUUUUACCAGAAGGCGGUAUGCGUUUUCCUUUUUUUUUUUUUUUUUUUUUUUUUUUUUUAGCCCGAAAUCCAACGGCGGCAUCUGAAUCUAAAAGAAGAGAAUGCAGCAGGAGAGAAAGAGAAUAGGAAGAAUGAGAACAAAGAUAAAAAUGAGAGUAGAGAUGAAUCGAGAGAUCCUUAGUUAAGGAUCAGAAGAAAAAACUGACGGCUUUAAUCGUCCGCUCAUUGG
Molecule: messenger RNA, 975 nt
Organism: Macrobrachium nipponense
Lineage: Eukaryota; Metazoa; Arthropoda; Malacostraca; Decapoda; Palaemonidae
Biological process (GO): positive regulation of MAPK cascade
Cellular component (GO): terminal bouton
Molecular function (GO): protein binding; transmembrane receptor protein tyrosine kinase activator activity
Source: RefSeq, a predicted model, not a curated record